CAUCAACAAAAGCGUCAGAUGGGAGAAAACUAAAGGCAGGGCGGUUUUUUUCCAGUUUGAUGUUAUCAUGUGGUGCCUUUGCUAGGGUGACAGGAUAUAUAGCUCCUUGCCCCCCUCGCUAUCUUUUUUUUGCUGUACCACCCCUCGACUGCCAACCAUGGCCGACCUCCGAGACGAGAAACUGUCCGACGUCGAGAAGGAUGCUGCCUCGAAGGCCGAGUCUGAUGUAGCAUCCGUACAUAGCGAGGGGAGUAGGUAUCACCCGUGGCUGAAAGCCCUCCUCAGCUGGGGAGUCGAGGAGAGGGGUAUCGUCCCAGUCCCUUAUGAUCAACGGACAGACAAGCAGUUCUACAAGAUCUUCUUCGUCUGGUUCUCCAUGAACUUCAACAUCCUUUCCUUCUCAACCGGAACACUCGGACCAAUCGUCUUCGGCUUGAGCCUCCGUGAUUCAUGUCUCGUAAUAUUAUUCUUCAAUCUCCUUGCUUGUUCUCUCCCCGCAUACUUUAACACAUGGGGACCUCGAACGGGAAUGCGACAAAUGGUCCACUCCCGUUACAGCUUUGGGUACUACGGUCUGACGAUACCCGCCCUUCUUAACUUAAUCGGAUUAUGUGGUUUUAACAUUCUCAACUCUAUUCUCGGCGGCCAAGCCCUCGCUAGUGUUUCGAACGACAACAUGAGCUGGACGGUCGGAAUUGUCAUCAUUGCGAUCGUUGCGCUGGUAAUCUCUUUCAUGGGUUACAGAGUACUGACCUGGUACGAGCGUCUCUCGUGGCCACCUGUCCUCCUUGCUUUCAUCGUCGCCCUUGGUGUUGGCGGGAAGCAUCUGUAUAACGCACCCUCAUUCUCGGGAGAACCUGCCUCAGCGUCUACUAUCCUUAGUUUUGCAUCUGUCCUCGCAGGUUUUGUGAUCACGUACUCUGCAAUGGCCUCGGAUUUCACCAUGUAUUACGAACCUACCGUUUCGAGGUAUGACCCUUCUAUCUCCAAUCACACAUUUUGGCUGACCCCUUAUCCGCGACGCAGUCGCAAGAUCUUCUUGUACUCGUAUCUUGGUUAUGUUGUGCCUAUCGUAUGUGAUUUUUUCCAUGUCCGUGAAUGGCUAAUCCUAAACUUAUCUCAGAUCGUGCUGGAGUGCCUUGGAGUAGCCGCAGUCAUGGCCACUCCAAAUGUUCCUAGUUGGAAUGAGGGUUACGGCACGGCAGGCAACAUCGGCGGCCUUUUGAGCGCCAUGCUUAGUCCAGUUGGCGGUUUUGGGAAGUUCCUCACGGUCAUGUUGAGUCUCAGCGUUACCGCGAAUAUCGCGUGUACGCUUUACUCUAUUUGUUUCAACUUCCAAGUUCUUGUACCGUCGUUCAGCCGAGUUCCCCGAUAUGUUUUUUCCAUUGUCGGCACAGCAAUUUCAUUGCCAUUAUCUAUCGUUGGCGCCCAUCGAUUCUAUGCAACACUGACCGAUUUCCUGAGCCUCAUCGGGUAUUGGGCAAGUGCAUAUGGCGCUAUCUUAAUCGUCGAACAUUACUGCUUCCGCAACGGCGACUUUAACUCCUACGAUCACAGCUCUUGGAACAAUCCACGCCGUCUGCCCUGGGGGGCAGCUGCUAUAGCUGCCGUCAUCCUCUCGUUCGGCCUCGUCAUUCCAUGUAUGCAACAAGUGUGGUUCGAGGGUCCCAUCGGUACCAAAACAGGCGACAUCGGCUUUGAAGUGGCCUUCCCGUUGGCCGGUAUCCUCUACUUCCCCCUCCGAAAACUCGAACUCAAAUACCAAAAAUUUGAUUAGCGCGGGGAAGCAGAACGCAGGACGACGCCUUGGAAUGUAGCCAUUUUUUGUAUGACCUAUAAUCGCCCUUGACACUCCCAGUGGCGACCAGUACCAGAAAUUCACGAUGACUUCCCGUUGCCAGGUUUCAAAGUUUCCGAACCAGGGAAUUACUUACAUAUAACGCACACUCUCGAUCCUCUCCGUUCCGCACUGUCUUGGAUACCUAGCUUCAUCUCCACUGUUUAACUUACGACCAUACCGCUCGUCACGAAUGUAUAAUAACAAGAAGCAGAGAAAUGAGGGAUGCACGGAUAUUCAGCGAGUCCAGGAUUUGGGCACGGUUCUUCGCGGGUAUAAUAUUCAUGUAGAUCAUCACCGCCGAGAUGUUGAAUUCAGGGAUGAUGCAUGAUGUGCUGUCACGGGAACAGGCACGG
Messenger RNA from Pisolithus orientalis, 2193 nucleotides. Its product is annotated as permease for cytosine/purines, uracil, thiamine, allantoin-domain-containing protein. Gene Ontology annotation, biological process: transmembrane transport. Gene Ontology annotation, cellular component: plasma membrane. NCBI's taxonomy places the organism in Eukaryota, Fungi, Basidiomycota, Agaricomycetes, Boletales, Pisolithaceae. Gene Ontology annotation, molecular function: transmembrane transporter activity. The coding region runs from base 158 to 1777 and encodes 539 amino acids. The record is from RefSeq and is a predicted model, not a curated record. The transcript is spliced from 8 exons.